AUGGUUGCAGAGGGCGCGAAACGACAGUAUGUCAGAGAUUUGGAGACGCAGGCGGGACCUCGGAUGCAACAUCUCAUCGACGCGCUGAAGCUCGUGCCGUACGAGUCGAAAGCCACGUCCACGGCGAAGGCCUACAGAGCGGAAAAUGUCAAAAGGAGCGCUUGGAUCGAGACGAUGCAGCUGCCGAAGAACGAGUCGUCGUUCCUGCUCUACCUCGUGGAGCGUGGGAAGAAGAUCGGAAGCAGUGCUAUGUCGAAGAUCUCGGCGGCGUAUCAGGUGGCCAAUGAAGGUUUUUCCAAGAUCGGCGGGACGUUUGUGACGGACAUCAUCAAGAUGAAGAGAAGACUCGAGAUUCCGAUGAAAAAGAAGCCAGUAGAGGUGACUUUGGAGGACAUUGAGAAGAUCACGCAGCGAGCGAUGCAGUCAAACAGACCGGCGAGCGAUCGGGAUGCCUUGCUGGCGAUCCUGUCGUUCCGCGUGAUGCUGCGAGCGUCGGAGGCGGCGGAGAUCAAGUGGGACGGCGUCACGCAAGCAGGAGAUCUGAUUGAGGUAGUUGUGGAGAAGGCGAAGAACGAUCAGAUGGCUCUGGGACGUCGUUCGUUUUUCAACUACGAACCGGGCAGCGAUGCGGACAUUCUGAUGUGCAGAUGGAGACUUCGCUGCAAGGAGAGGGCAUGCGAGUACGUGUUCUCCAAUCUGGAAGGAUCCAAAAGGCUGACGAAGCAGUCGAUCUCGGCCCUGGCUUCGAAGAUGCUCAAGGCGAUCGGGAAGUCGGGAGCGACGCACCACGGAUUCAGGAGAGCCGGAGCGAACUACUUGCGAGCGCAGGGACAUUCGAUGGACGAGAUCAGGUGCCGAGGACGUUGGAGAUCGAUGGAGGGGCUGCAGCGGUACUUGAAGGAUGUUCCGGAGGCGCAGGGAUGCAGGCGAGCGGUCAAAGGAGUCGGAGGAGACGCAGACGAGUCCGAGUCGGACGAAGAAUGA
This is a messenger RNA of Caenorhabditis sp. 36 PRJEB53466, 984 nucleotides long. Lineage: Eukaryota; Metazoa; Nematoda; Chromadorea; Rhabditida; Rhabditidae. The record is from the annotation of a GenBank genome assembly.